AUGAUACUGCCAAGCUUUACAAUUGUGAUGCAACUCCUUGCUCUGAUCAUUUUGCAAUCUGCACUACAAGUACCAGCUUCAUCAGACAUCCAGCAGACACGCUAUCUACAACUGCAACCACAACCACAAAACAGCUCUGCUUCUGCAUAUGAUCCCAAUGCUACUGCCACUCCUACAGAUACUCCUACAGAUACAGAUACACCAGCAAACUCAACACGCUCACCAGCACCAACGAAUCAAGUAUCGCCCGGCACCUUUGCCCCCACUCCAACGCCGACAAUACCGGUACCACUGGAAAGUAACUCCACCGCGUGGCCAACUGCGGCAGUCACAAACGACACUUCACAACAACUACCGGUACAUGCCAAUGCCACCAUACGACAAUGUAUUCUAUCCUUGUUUCAAGCCGACUCAAAUGGCGACAAUUAUCUAGAUGCGGCCAACGAAUACAUUCACUGGAUAAACCAGCUCGUGGAAAACGAUAACACCACGGAUCCGUCCUUGCCGGAAGAGACGUUAUCAUUUUCAACACUCACUCCCCCUCUGCAAGAACUAUUCAUCACAUAUGCGGCGACCUAUUCCGAAACAGAUCAUCUCGAUAUUCAUGGCGCAAGACCAGGAACUCUUGUUACAUCGCUACAACAGGGUCAAAGUCUAAAUGACUUGUGUGAGGAGGCAUUGAUCCUCGUGGCAACAAAUCGAAACAACACAAGCACUCAAGAUGGUGCUAGCAACAGCAAUAGCAAUAGCAAUAGCAACGCGACGGAUGCACCAACAAGCGACGUUGUCCGGGGAGACUAUCCAAUCCACGAAAACAUUACAACACGAAACGAAACCGACAGCGUUUUAGAAGCUCUUUCGAGUGCCCUUUUCAAUGAAGGAGGAGUCCCCACUCUUGUCAGUCUCCUGCAGUUGGCAAACUUGACGGAGACUUUAUCCAUCGCAUCCAACAUCACCCUCUUUGCCCCAAGUGACACUGCAUUCAACCAAAUGAAUCCAGAAGAAUUGGCAUUUGUGCAGCUUCCAGAGAACAGGGAGCUUUUGGUUGAUAUCCUCACGUAUCACAUGCUACCUAACAGUAUCCUCCUUUCCACUGACUUUGUGGGAGGAAACAAACUGACUAUGGUGAAUGGGCGGAUCACCACUUUGGGAAUAGACCCCCCGCGAGUCAACGAAGCAGUCGUGAGUACUCCAGAUGUCAUUGCUGCGAACGGUGUGAUUCACGUCAUUGGGAACGUUCUGCUUCCCAACGUGCAAAGUCUCUUCACAGUGCCAGCAAACGACUCGUCCGUGGACGCCGCCGCCGAAGCCCAAAAUGGGACUGAUCCAAAUGCUGGAAACGCCACUGUCGCUGAUGCACCGUCUGCUCCAACAAAUGAGACAAACACCAGCCCAGACGAUAGUACUACGCCCACUGGAUCCAACUCGACGGCCUCCGCUCAAAAUGCCUCUACACCAGCUGGUUUCAACGCCACAGGUCCAAAUGCUACUGUACCAGCGAUUCCCAACGCCACCAACAGCCCCAAUGCGACUUCACCAGCUUUUUCCAGCAAUACUUCAUCAGCUCUGAACACCACUGCGCCGAGUUCAUCACCAACUGUGGCCGGUGCUACGAGUCCCAGUCCCACUGUUGCCCCGACUGACAAUCCCGGGCCAGCCCCCACCACGAGACCCAUGAAUUCUACACCAGCGAAUGUGUGGGAGCUUCUUUUGACGCUGGAGAACAUUAAUUUGUUUCUGAACGGGCUAGAACAAGUCAACGUUGAUAAGCUGCUUAUUGAUACAACCGAAAUCUUCACCGUGUUCGCACCGGUGGACUCUGUGGUUCUACUCAACGAAGAGAUCCAGUUUUUUGUUGACAAUAUCAACACAUGGAGCCAGCACUUGACGGACAUUUUGGAGCAUCAUCUUGUUGCGGGAUCCUCGUUUCUAGCAGCAGAACUUUUCAAUGGAGUUGCGGGGGAUACGUUGACGUCGCUUGCAGGCGAGCCAGUCACUGUGCAGAAUGACACGGUGGGUGGUCAAUCUAUAACGCAAUCGGACCUAAUCUCUGCCAACGGUGUGGUUCACCUGCUGGAUGGGAUCUUGGCCGUGGAUCGGCUCACCCAGAAUCUGGCACAAAUGUUGGAGAGUGGCCUAGGCGUAGCAACGAACCAGCGGCGGUUGCAAGAUGGUCAAGAGUUUGCCAGAGUCGUUGGACUUCUCACUUCCACUGGGCUGAUAUCAGGUCCACGGCUCACGGAGAGAUCCAUAAAUGGUGCAACACUGCUGGCGCCCACAAAUGGUGCAUUUGCGCAGUACCAAGAGGAAGAGAACUCUCGAGAUCUGCUCCUAUAUCAUAUGAUUCCGAGAAAUGUGUAUGCAGAGAUUGAUAGCGGAACCAAGAUGUUGGUGUCGACUGAGCAUCCGACCGCCGACAUGUGGGUGACAGUAGACGAUGCUGGAAUGCUCCAUUUCAAUGGGAAACGGGCAGUGAGCGAAGUGCUUGGUCAAAACGGGGUGUUGCACGUGGUGGAGGAACUACUGGAGCCACCCUCUCUGGUCGAUCUCUUCAGUCUGACCAAUCAUAACAGCAACCUCAACAUUGACAUCAUGAAUGAAUUCCUUCUGGCGUCGGACAGCGAGUUCUGGGAGAGCAUUGGAGCUGAUGGACGCGUAACUUUGUUUGUUCCUGUUGAUGACUACUUGGAAAACAAUACACGCAUUGAAGAUCGAAGUCGCUUAGUGUCACCUCUCUGGAGCCAGCACUUGCGCGAUCUGCUGUCAAAUUUGAUACUGUCACGGCCGUUCUCAAAAGAUGAGUUGCUAGCUGUUGCUUCAAGAGGGGCAACUGUGCUCCCGACAAUUGGCAUGCAAAACUUGACAGUUGAGGUGGACGUUGGAGGCACACUCGCAGUCGGCGAAGGCCGAGUGCUCUAUCCUCCAAUUUCCGCAACCAACGGUAUCGUUCACAUCUUGACCUCGCUCCCCCUUCCUCCAUCCGUAACAAGCUCUGUCAUGGAUCUUCUUCCAUCAAUCUCGAACAAUUCCAACCUAGUGAACAUCAUUUUGGAUGCUGGUCUCGACCGCAUUCUGUCGAGUCUGUCCCCUGUCACGUUCUUUGCACCUGCCGAAGAUUUUUUUGGCAUUCCGACCACUGAGCUUGCUGACAUGAUUGAAAAUCACAUUUUUGAAGGCAUUUUUUACUUCGACGAACUUUUAGGGAUGGACGGGACAGUGAUCACGUCUGUGAACAGCAAAGAGUGGGUCGUUAGUGUAUUGGACAGUUCGGUUUUCCUCCAGGCAGAAAGAGGAAGUUCCGUUGUGGCGAGGCUUGAAACUCCAUUUGACUUGCUCGGGAAUAACGGUGUCCUGCAUCGUGUCGAUGCAUUGCUUUCUGACAUUGGCGCACCACUGACUCCUAAUCCCAAUUCCACUAACCCACCGAAUGCGACAGUGCCGGCACCCACGAGCAGCCCUACUUCCCUCAAUGUAACUCUUCCUACGCGUCCCAAUGUUACCACACCUAAUCCCAAUUCCACUAUCCCACCCACAGUGCCGGCACCUACCAGCAGCCCCACUCCCGUCAAUGCAACUCUUCCCACGCGUCCCAAUGCUACUUCUCCAGCACCAACACCGGCAGCUCAAAACGCAACGUACCACCCCAGCGGCGGUCCGACCAGUAGCCCAACAGUAGGCAGCCCCACCCCUGGUCCAUCGACCAAGCCUCCGCUCAUGCCGGUUGCCACGUUCAGUCCUACAGCAUCUAACGAAUCAUCUGCUGCCCCAACAGUGUCCUCAAGCGGUACGAAUGCGUCAGCUGCUCCUGUGCCUACACCAGCACCAACCGGCAAUGUGACCAACGUCAGGGUAAACACCAGCUUCGUAAUCUCCAACACAAACGGACUGACAUCUCUUGAUGUGAGCCUACCCGAGAAUGCCAUGGUAUUGAACCAGGGAUACACUGACUUUGUACAACAACUUGUCGCUGACGUUGAAAAAUCGCAACAACGACGCUUGCGCGGCAGUCCGCAAGAUAGAAGGCUAAGCGCGUCCUUGGAUGCUGGAUCCCGGCCUUCAUUGUAUGGGGUACACGACAUGACUUGUCCAACAGGUCAGACACCUCCCAUCCCUGACAACGCCGCCUGCCAGACUGUGUACGGCCGCUACGAUUUGAUCGUCAGCGAUGAAGAUCCGAUCGCUGUUCAUGCCAAGUAUGAAGACGAAACAGCAAAGGCGAUAGACGAAGGAAAACUUCAGAGCAGUUUGGAUGCCGCAGCCUCUGACUCUCCAUUCACUGUCAUUGGUGCUGCAAAGACGGCUGAUGACCAAAGCACUGAAGUGCCAACUGCUGACGACGGGAACAAGAUGGAGUGGUGGAUGAUUCUUAUAAUUGUGCUGGCGUCUGUCUCGGGUUGCUGCUGCAUGGGAGUCGCAUUAGCAUUCUUCAUGUUGAGUUCAAGGAAAAAGGACCAAGAUCUGGAGAAGCUUGUGGUCGCAGAUGAAGGGUUAGGGCCGUCGCCAACACCAAAUGGUCCUGUAACUGUUGUGGAACUGGAGGAUGGAUUGUUUGAUGACAGCGACGCAGAGGACGAAGACCCCCAUAUCUCGGAGGAACGCGACAACGAUUCCUGGAAGGAGGAUGAUUCGACUGUGAAUGAAAUUCAUGAAGACCCGAGCGAGCAUACUGACAGUGAUUCAGAAUGGGAAGAAUCCGGAGACAGCGAUUCAGAAGACGGCAGCGAUGAUGGGUUGGAGCGAUCUCCGCUUUACCCCUUACCGAAGAGCGUUAUUCACGAUGAUUCGGAUGAUGACGACACGGAGAAGAUGGAAGCGCAACCAUUCUGGGAUGAUGCUGACUCAAGUCGUGACGAAUGGCUUGGCGAUGAUGCAACGGUGCAAGUUGAGGAGAGCGUCGCUGGCGCCGUUGACGAGGAAAGUGACUAUGAUGACACGUGGGAGCAUGAGAACGAAGACGGAAAGAAAGAUGAUGAGGAGCAGGACAAUAUCGUGGCCGAAGCUGACCCGUUGUUGAGAGAGAACUUUGCGGAGGAUCCUCCAAUUGCAGCAAGCAACGGCGAUCCUCCGACGGGAAAUUCUGGUGAGACUGUUUAUUCGGUCGAAAUUCCUUCAGUCUCACCGUCAGGGGUUGAACCCGAAGAAUCUGUUCCCUCGGACAACAGCAGUAGAAGUGACCAAAAAGAGGGCGGCUGGGAAGACGACUCUGAUUCGGUAAUCGACGAUGCUGGUGAAUCUCUCUUUGAUCCGAAGAACGAAGCCCCGUCGAUGUCACUGGCCUUGGGCGAUGCAGGCUCUGAUUCUGAGACGGGUCCUCGAGAAUCAGAGAAUGUUCGCGCGCCAAUGAUGGCGGAUCCUCUUGAUGACGAGAGUGCCGCAGCGUCUGGAAUCGACGAAGUGGGUGCCGCUCAGCCGAUGGCCCCCCUUAAUGAUGCGGGUUCAGGAGUGUUAUCGGAUGCAGACGAAUGCAUGGAGGAAUUGCUCUCGGCCAACGCGGAUAGGAGUUUGCGAAACGAUGACGAUAAUGUUUCCUGCGUCUACGCAACGUCUGAUGAUCAUUCAUGCGACGGUGGCGAUGAAUGGGAAGACGAGAUGACAGACGGGGGCAACGACGAUGAAGUGACCACUCACGCCGAAGAACGAUCCAAUCAUCCAUCUAUUGGGGGAGGGACUGCCAGUCAUGCCGAAAAUGGCGGCUUGGAAGGAACACCAGCUCUGACAACUGGUGCAGCAUCUAGUUCUACAACACGAGCAUCAACGGUUUCUGCCAGCAACUACCACAGCCGUUUCCUGGAAUCAGAUUCUUCAGAAGAUGAGUGGGAAGAUGAAGAGGAAAAUAGCAAGGAAUGA
Seminavis robusta is the source of this 5847-nucleotide messenger RNA. NCBI's taxonomy places the organism in Eukaryota, Bacillariophyta, Bacillariophyceae, Naviculales, Naviculaceae. The record is from the annotation of a GenBank genome assembly.